Cyprinodon tularosa is the source of this 3562-nucleotide messenger RNA. RefSeq names its product WW domain binding protein 1-like. The coding region runs from base 329 to 1831 and encodes 500 amino acids. The record is from RefSeq and is a predicted model, not a curated record. NCBI's taxonomy places the organism in Eukaryota, Metazoa, Chordata, Actinopteri, Cyprinodontiformes, Cyprinodontidae. The transcript has 6 exons.
GGGAGCUCCGGCCAAUCAAAGCCGCAGCUCUCCGGAGCAGGUGGCUGAGGAAGCAUGACAUCAUGCACGGCUCUGUCUCUCCCAGCUGCAAACUCAGACCGAAACAUAAAUGCGUCCCCGCAGCACUAGAAGACGCGUCCUUCAUGCACAGUGAGAUUUGACGCAGCUUUCAGCGGAUUCUGUGAUAAGAGGCGCUGAUGCGCGCGCGCCAGAGACAAGGGGGGCAGAGGAAUGGCGGACGGGGACGGCGCCGAGUCUGUGGAGUGGGACAGCGGUAAUCGAGCCUUCAGUGCGUAACCUGUGCAUCCUGUGGAGCCUGGCUGUCUUCAUGGAUCCAGAAAAGACUCUGACUUUCUGCCUUGGGCUGCAGGCUAAUGAGAUGACGAUGUCCCUGCAGGGGCUGGUUUCACCUGAAGCUUCAACAGUGCCUCUGAGGGAGAAAGUCAGCAACACAGUUGAUGAGCAAGGAGGAUCGGUGGAUCUCUUUGGAAAGGUUCUCCCUGCUACACCACCUGUCUUUGUCCACCAGGUGGUGGAGCAUCACGUCGGCUCAGGCAGGCAGCCUGUGGUCAGUCCCAAAUACUGUCCAGGAGCCAACAACAGCCCGGCUUACCGGUGUGAAACAGGACACUGCUGUGGAGAAACAGGCUGCUGUACCUAUUAUUAUGAACUCUGGUGGUUUUGGCUGCUGUGGACGGUGCUGAUCCUUUUCAGCUGUUUCUGUGCUUACCGUCACCGCCGAGCCAAGCUGAGAAUCCAGCAGCAGCAAAGGCAAAGGGAAAUCAAUCUGAUUGCCUAUAAUGGAGCCUCUAACUUUCCGUCCUCAAUGCUGGAUCUCAGUUUUCUGACUUCCCUGAAGCUGCCCACCUAUGAGGAGGUAGCUGCCUGCCCCGGCACGCCUCCACCUCCAUAUAGCUCCAUCUUCGCCCUGCAGGGAGGGACAACUGCAGAGCCAAGCUCCUCUUACCCCCAUCAUUACCACCACCGGCACCCCUGCCCUCCGUACCUGGGCCCCGGUCCCAGUGGGCUGACCUCCUCUCAGAGCUCUGACAACUACACCAGUUGUUCCUGCGAGUCCUGCUCCCUCACCUCUCCAUCCAGCACCUCAUUCUCUGUCCAGGUGACCGACGAGACGUACAACAGCAGCCACAUGUCCACCCCUAGUGAAGCUGGGGGUGACUAUGUUGUUGAGUCUUCCCCGUCACAAGUUCCCCCUGAUGUUAUACCUGCUGCCACUCCUGAUGUCAUACCUGUGCAGCGACCCUCCUCUGCCGGCAGUGACAGACCCUCAACUCCUUGUCCUCCAUUUUCCCUCCCUUUAUAUUCACAACCUUCACAUCCCGCCCGCCUCCCGCUCUCCCCCCUUGUUCUGUUAUCCUCUGCUCCUCCAGGUCAGGUUCACUUUCUCCUGCCCUCUGACCCAGCAGCUGAUGUGAAGUCUGCACCUCAUGAUGUAACACCCUCCUGUUCUGCACAGGAUCUGCACUCACCAAAUGGAGAUAAUCAUGUUAAAGUGGAGCAAAAACCAGACGGAGAAGAAUACGAGGAGGAAGAAGACGAUGAGGAUCAUUUUAGCCACCGACGGCUUACAGGCGACUCUGGCAUCGAGGUGUGCCGCUGUCAUGUGAGGAGAGGGGAGGAGGAGCACCACCAGAAAGGGAAUGUGGGUAAAGGAAACGGGGAUGAAAGCGCUGGAGUUUCUCUUGGAUCAAAGCUCAAUGUCCAACCAUCCAUGCUGGGUCCCCGUGAGGUGCUACGCAGCGAGGCUCCCCCCUCCUCCACUGUUAUCUACAAGGCCGGUGACGCCGUCAUUACUUUGGAGACGUCGUAACCAGACAACCGGUCUGAGGUGGUUUAAUAAGCAUUAAUUAGAAGGUAAUGCUUUACAGCAUUCCUAUAGAUCAGCACUAAUAGGUAAAGAGAGGGUAGAUCACUAAAGGAAAGUCUUGCAGAUUAUACUGUCUUAGGUUAGAUAGAGCUUUUCGAUCACUCUUUCUGGAAGAACUAACAACCAGAGAAAUCAAACAUCGAAAUGAUUAAUGCCUGGGUUAAUGACAAGAUAUCUUGCUUCUGUCUUUUCUUUGCUGAAAAUAGUAUAGCAGUAGCUCAGUCUUUGCAGUUACCCAGCAUGCAUUGCAUGCAAACUAUGUCUGUAAUCCUUCUCUCCUCAUUUAUGUUUAGUUCUGAUCCAGCUUUGCUCUAGAAAGGGCGCUGUAAUACAAAAAAAAUUUAUAUACUUAAUUCAUGCAUCUAGUUCUGGUGGGCUUCAGAAACUCCAAGGGAAACUGGGAGGGCAAUUUAUUUAAAAAAAACUUAAAAAGGAUUUUGACAGGAGACUUUUAGAGAUGCACAAAUAAGUUAGUUUUUACUUGACUGGCUUCAAUUGAUGAUCAAAAAGUCAAAUAAAGAAUUACUUUUAUUUCCUCCAUAAGUUUCAUUCAUCAAAACUAAAAAGUUCUAGCUUUUAGGGUUUUGUAAAUACGUUAUCCGACUGUUAUGAGAUUGCCUUGAAUCAUAUAAGGGGAUAACAUUGUAGUUCUUUAUUUUCUGUUGUAUUUAAGGAUUCUACCUCAACCAAAGAAAUUCUUUUAUUUUUCCUUCACUGUUUCAUCAACCUUUACUGAUCCUGAAAAACCAGAAUAAGCCAAAAUCUAAAUCAGCAAACGCUAAAGGCAGAUUUAUACCAGUAUCAGCUUGUAAAAGUCUGAUCAGCACAGCUUUAAUUUUUAUUUUUUUUACUUACAUCCGUGUGUGGAAUCGGAGAAAGCUAAAAUCCAUUUCAUUUGGAGAAUUCAGCAACUGUUAACUUUUUUUUUAUGUAAUCCAGCAAAAAGAUAAGGAUCCACUGCCUUACAUACCACUGUUCUCACCAUGCAUUAAAGUGCAAAGCACACCAACAAGCCUGUGUACCGGUGAAAAUUUUCUGCAGAAGCAGAAGAAUAUGAAAGUUCACUCCUCGGUGAGUCAUAGGCAUUUCUAUUUUUAGAGGUGCAGCUCUGAAACUAAACUGGAUAGCAUAAUGUAGUCCUAACUUUCUUUCUGCAAACUUGGAAUAAUGAACAUUGAACACGGGAAUGCUGAAGAUGUACAUUUUUACCAGCCUGCAUCCCAAUGCUUGUACAAAAAGCCAGAACACAGCUGUGUUUUUAAAGCUUUCCUUCCUUUAUAGUGUCCCCACUUCGUUAUUUCAGACUGUUAGGUGUUCAUACUGUAAUUACAAAGUGUUUAACUUUGAACUAAAAGUGUCUUAGCCUGUUUCCAGUUAACUGUUCCUCCAUGAAAUGACUGUUGAGUCUUUAUAUUAAUAUAAAAUCACAUUUUGACAACUGAUGAUGAAUGUAGAAGAGUUAUGCAUACUAAAAAAACAAAGUACAGUAAGCUGCAGGGAAAACUGCGGCAGGACAAUGCAGUCAGACAGCUGGGAGCUUUAAAAAUAAAUGGACAGCUUCCAUGUAUUUCCAUGUUUUUGUAAUAAUAAAGGCGGGAGUUUAUGAGAUGAGGUUUUUAAUUUUCAGGCCUUUGCCUCAUUGAAUUGAUGUAAGAAAAUACUGAGGUGAACUUG